This is a messenger RNA of Carassius auratus (goldfish), 3489 nucleotides long. RefSeq names its product zinc finger protein 501-like. NCBI's taxonomy places the organism in Eukaryota, Metazoa, Chordata, Actinopteri, Cypriniformes, Cyprinidae. The transcript is spliced from 2 exons. Gene Ontology annotation, molecular function: RNA polymerase II transcription regulatory region sequence-specific DNA binding; DNA-binding transcription factor activity, RNA polymerase II-specific. Gene Ontology annotation, biological process: regulation of transcription by RNA polymerase II. The coding region runs from base 1380 to 2738 and encodes 452 amino acids. The record is from RefSeq and is a predicted model, not a curated record. Gene Ontology annotation, cellular component: nucleus.
AUAAUAAGUUCAUAGUAUGUACAUGGGGAACAGGACUGUAAAAUAAAGUGCUACCAAAGUUUCUCUACAGUAGUGCCAUGCCAUAUAUACAGUAAAAAGUGCAAAGGUAAUUUUAGUUACUUUCUUAAAGGACACAAAAUAUGCUAAGAACAGGAAAAACUGUCUGGUGUCUUCUCAGUUAAAAAGCAACAACAACGAACCCUAAACCCUAAAAUCAGGCACUCACUGAGAUUUUGUUUAAUACACACCAUUUGUCAUUUGUUAAGCCCUAAAGAUUAGCCAGGAACACAAGCUUGUCCACAGUUUCUGGCUUCAACAGAGACCGGUGGCAUGUAACAAUGUUGCCACCAAAGCUAAAUGCCCUUUCCGAAGGAGCAAUUGUGGCCGGGAUAAAGAGAUAUUUCUGGGCCAGUCUAGCCACCCUUGGAAAAUUAGCUUGGUACAGACGCCACCAGUCCAGUGGAUCAAUCAAUCAAUCAAUCACCUUUAUUUAUAUAGUGCUUUAAACAAAAUACAUUGCGUCAAAGCACUGAACAACAUUCAUUUGGAAAACAGUGUCUCAAUAAUGCAAAAUGAUAGUUGAAGGCAGUUCAUCAUUGGAUCAGUCUCUCCAUCAACCUGCAUUGUCUGCAGGUAACUUUUUAGCUCCACUUCUAUGGCCUCUCUGUCAGCGAGAGCAGCUGUGCCAUCGGAGGAGGCCUUUUUGAAAAAGCUUCCCAGGCUCCGUUUUACCUUCUUUGAUUGCCUCUCAACAGCUACUUCAGCAGCUUCAGCACCAUCAGCUGCAGCUUCAGUGCUUGUGUGUGGCAGUGGCUCUCUGACUGUUGCAGCUUGCACCUCCAACAGUGACAGAAUUUCUGCUACCGCUCUGGUCUUGAUGAACUCCUCGCGGUCAUCAGCUAUAUAUGCAUCUUUAAGCCGUAGGUCGACCAAGGAGUCCAUAUCCAGCAGGUCAACCGUUUUUGGGUCCGAGUACUUCUCGUUUAAGUACUCUAGGAUGACUCUUUUCAUGUCCUUGGUCAGCUCGGUGUCAUCAUCAGCUGCAGCAAGAACAGUGUUGUUGAAAAGAUGGAGAACAGGUUUGACGUACGACACACUGACAUAAUCUUCACCACACAGCGCGUCUGUGAAUUCCAGCAGUGGGCCGAGGGUCUGGCUUAUUGAUUCCAACACAUCUCUAUCUUGCCAAGUGGGUACCAGGUGUUUGGUUUUCUUGUCUGCUUUCAGUACCUGUGAUAGUGCCUUCUCUUGUUCAAGCACCCUCUGGAUCAUCAUCUGGCGUGACCCCCACCUUGUUGGUGUUUCUGUGAUGAGCCGAUGAAAGGGAAGAUGGUGCUCUGCCUGGGCUUUCUUCAACUCUUUUCUUCUUUUCCAAGAGUAUGAAAAGGCACUCACAAUCUUCUUGCAUACGCCAACAGCACGAGUUUAUUGAAGAAAAAGAGGAGUAUGAAGAAUCAAGUGAAGUUGAGGAGAAAAAUAAUGUCAAAACUGGAGGACAAUCUUUGAGUUUCUCUAAAACCAAACAGAAAGAUUUAAAGAAUAAAAGAGCCAAGACAUUUUUCAACUGCACUCAGUGUCGAAAGAGAUUCACACACAAAACAGGUUUUGAGCAUCACAUGAGAAUUCAUACUGGAGAGAAACCAUUCACUUGUGAUCAGUGCGGGAAGAGCUUCACACAAUCAACAAACCUGAAGAGACACAUGAACAUCCACACUAAAGAGAAGCAGCACUCAUGUGAUCAAUGCGGGAAAAUGUUUUUAUGGGCUUCACUUCUAAAGAAACACUUGAAAGUUCAUUCAAAGGAGAUGCCACAUUCAUGUCAUUUGUGUGGUAAGAGUUUUUUGCAUCUACAAAGUUUGAAAGCACAUCAGAAAAUACACACUGCUGUGAGGGAGCACAUGUGCUUUGAGUGUGAAAAGACUUUUAGUUCAGGGAGCAGUUUAAAACUGCAUGAAAUGAUCCACACUGGAGAGAAACCUUAUAAGUGUUCACACUGUGACAAGAGAUUCAGUCAGUCAUCAAAUCUGAAAAAACAUGCGAGGAUUCACACUGGAGAGAAACCUUACAAGUGUUCAUACUGUGACAAGAGAUUCAGUCAGUCAUCAAAUCUGAAAACACAUGAAAUGAUCCACAAUGGAAAAAAACCUUAUAAGUGUUCAAACUGUGACGAGAUAUUCAGUGUUUCAAAAAGUUUGAAAACACAUGAGAGGAUACACACUGGAGAGAAACCUUAUAAGUGUUCAAACUGUGACAAGAGAUUCAGUGGGUCAGCAAAUCUGAAAAAACAUGAAAGGAUCCACAAUGGAAAAAAACCUUACAAGUGUUCACACUGUGACAAGAGAUUCAGUCAGUCAGUACAUCUGAAAACACAUGAAAUGAUCCACAAUGGAAAAAAACCUUACAAGUGUUCACACUGUGACAAGAGAUUCAGUCAGUCAUCACAUCUGAAAACACAUGAAAUGAUCCACAAUGGAAAAAAACCUUACAAGUGUUCACACUGUGACAAGAGAUUCAGUGUGUCAGCAAAUUUGAAAACACAUGAGAGGAUCCACACUGGAGAGAAACCUUAUAAGUGUUCACACUGUGACAAGAGAUUCAGUCAGUCAGUACAUCUAAAAACACAUGAGAGGAUUCACACUGGAGAGAAACCUUAUAAGUGUUCACACUGUGUCAAGAGAUUCAGUGAUUCAAGAAGUCUGAAAAAACAUGAGAGGAUUCACACUGGAGAGAAACCUUAAAAGUGUUCACACUGUGUCAAGAGAUUCGGUGUUUAAUCAGGUCUAAAAACACAUGAGAGGAUUCACACUGGAAAGAAACGGUAUCACUGCACUGUACGUGGGAAGUGUUUCAUUCAGUCAUAUGUUUAACACAGUCAUACAAAAACAAUCACAGUAAGGCCCCGUACACAUGGAGACAUGUUUAGCUGUGAUUGUAAAUAUUUUGUAUGGUAUAUGUGUUUCGUCCAGACGGAUCCGGCGUUUGGGAGAAUGAAAUCACUAUAUAUUUUUAAACCGGGUCCCAGAGUGGAUAAAUCUGAAAAUGUCACCUUUGCUUUUCAUGUGUACAGCCAAUCCGUAUAUUUUGCGAAACGAUGUCAUCACCCCACAUCUCAACCCUAGUCAGACACUGCUACAUCAUGUAACAUCAACAACAACAAAAAUGGAGGAAUACAUGUUUGUGUUCAUGCUGCAGAAGCUCCUGAGUUUGAAUAAACGUACAAGUAGAGCGGCACGAUAUUGGAAAAAAACUCACAUUUUGAUAAUUUUUCUCUGUGAUGUGUUGCGACUUGCUUCUCAUCAGGUCUAUUUGAAAAAAUUAUAAAAUCAAUGAUUGGGGUGAUUUGGUAGGUGAAUAAAUAAGCAUAGAAAAUACCGUAUUUUCCGGACUAUAAGUCACACUUCUUUUCCUAGUUUGGCUGGUCCUGCGACUUAUAGUCAGGUGCGACGUAUCAAAAUUAAUUUGACAUGAACCAAGAGAAAUGAACCAAGA